CCUGGGAAUAAAUAGUUGGACUGCAGGUGGGCUAGAUGAAUAAUCUUGUGGGAGAAGAAUUGGCGGGUCCGAUGCUUUGAUGCCAGAGCCUUGGAGUGUGCGGCCAAUUGGGGUGGCUACCCUUACAGGGCGUGGUUGCGGCGUAUGGUGGAUGGUAGCGCUGGUGCUGUUCGCAGCCGGUAUGUCGCGUGUCGCAAAUUUCCAGAUCCGGCCUAGGCGAAUGUGGUUCUUAUUGAACGAUGAUUUUUGAUACAUUUAUCGCUCUUGUCCAGGCCAGUUUCACUUGGUAGUAUUCUUGGAUUGCAUGUAAUAAGCGAGACUGGU
Messenger RNA from Suhomyces tanzawaensis NRRL Y-17324, 324 nucleotides. RefSeq lists its product as uncharacterized. The transcript has a single exon. The coding region runs from base 80 to 250 and encodes 56 amino acids. NCBI's taxonomy places the organism in Eukaryota, Fungi, Ascomycota, Pichiomycetes, Serinales, Debaryomycetaceae. The record is from RefSeq and is a predicted model, not a curated record.